Molecule: messenger RNA, 856 nt
Organism: Zea mays
Lineage: Eukaryota; Viridiplantae; Streptophyta; Magnoliopsida; Poales; Poaceae
Exons: 5
Coding region: 69-635 (188 amino acids)
Biological process (GO): ribulose bisphosphate carboxylase complex assembly
Molecular function (GO): protein folding chaperone
Source: RefSeq, marked validated
ACCGGGCGAGGCCAGCCGACGGAAAUAUCUGGCCCACUAGAGCUACAGCUAUCCCAUCUCCACGAACCAUGGCAGUCGCCCAGGCCGCAACGGUGGUGGCUGCGGCCGCCGCGUGCCGGGGCAUUUCGCCGAGCGGGACGACUGGCGUGUUCAGGUGGCGACCACGCCGGCGCGCGCUGGCACGGGCACGCCCGGCGCGGCGCGGGAGCCGAGCCACGGGCCGCGGCCGGGGGCUCGUCGUCGUGGCCGAGUUCGGCGGGACGUACGAGGACGGAUUCGAGGACGUGCACAAGAACAUCAUCAACUACUUCACUUACAAGGCCACGCACACGGUCCUCCAUCAGCUGUACGAGAUGAAUCCCCCAGCCUACACCUGGCUCUAUAGUUACAUUUCUGUCAACGAUCCAUUAGAUGGCGAUUACUUCCUUCGCUUGCUCGCCAAGGAGAGGCAAGACCUCGCAGAGAGAGUGAUGAUCACGCGCCUCCACCUGUACGGCAAAUGGAUCAAGAGAUGCGACCACGCGAUGAUGUACGAACGGAUCUCCAAAGAGAACCUGGAUAUCAUGCGCCAAAGGUUGGUCGAGACAGUGGUCUGGCCGACCGAUGACACAAACUUCGGCGAGUCUAAGGAUUGACGCGGAGCAAUAGCUGCUUCAAUAGAUGCUGUAUAUUUUCUUCAAUGUUUUUUUGACUGGCUCAUUUCUGUAUAUGGCAGCUCUGCUGCAUGAAUAGAACAGUUGAUAGGGGUCUGUAGUGAGCUGGGACCCUUCUUGUCCUCGCACAACUCGGUGAAACCUUGUGAGACAGUGUGUGUCUGUAUGUGGGUUUUAACCUGGAUGUUGUCUUGUGCAAAGAA